CCGACACCGGGUUCGGUUCUGAAAGUCACCGGAAACGGUCAGCACCGGGACACGUUGACACUCAGACGGACGGAGGCAGACAUGAGUGAAGUGGUGGAGGAAGCCGUGGACAGCUCUGCAGUGUCCGAGGAGCAAGUGGAGGACCAGCAGGAGACGUCGCAGGAAGAGCUUUCCAGUGUGAACAUGAGUCGUGUCAAAGCAUCCGUUGUUGGUGACAUCAUCGAGGGCAAGCGGCCAAAGAAAACCAUCGCGAGGUUCAAUUUCCAGGCACCCAAGCAAAUGGAGAAGCUCAAGAUUGAAGAUGGUAGUGGAGAUAAAUUGGGAGACAUUCCACGCACCAGCUUCCAGCUCACCAAGAUGAAGCCAGCUGAUCUGAAACCUCUUCACGCCAUCCUGUUCGACAGACCGGGAAAGAUAGCCACAAUAAAGAAGAACUUGCGUCUGUUUAACGGAUUUGGUUUCGAUGGCGACAGUGAACAGUACAUCAAAAAACGAGACAAGCUCCGCAAAAAUUCAAAUUUCAACAACACAAAGCUGAAAGUUGUCUGUGGUGUUUUGGAUCUGGAGAAGAAAGGAGCUCACAUGGAUCUGGUCGACAGGAUCAUGAGUUUCCUCAUUGCACCUAAAAACAGUGGGAAGCGUCUCCCUGUGAGGAAGAAGAGGAAGUCAAAGAAGAAACUGUCGGGCGACAACUCGAAGACACCGACCAAGAAAAAGAGCAAAUCCAAACCCAUGAGCUCGUCCAGUCCCAAAAAGUCCAAAGCAGGAAGCAAGUCCAAAGCCAUCGUCAUGGACUCUAGCAGUGACGAGGAUGAUGAGGAGGAGGAUGAGAAGGUGGGGGCGUCGGCUGAGGCUGAGGGAUCAGACAUGGAGGAGAAACUGUCAGAGAAAGAGGAAGACCAGUCCGACAAGUCGGAGCAUUCUGCUGACGAAGAGGAGGAGGGCGACGAUGACGUUGAGGAUGAGGAUUAUGAUUCUUCAAAAUCAGAGUUGAGCAGAGGGAAGAGCGCAUCAAAGAAAUCAGCGUCAGUGAAAAGACAAAGGACGCCAGCGAAGAAGACGGGUCCUCCUAAGAAGAGAGCGAAGAAGGACGUUUCAGACGAGUCAGAGUCCGACAGCGUCAGCGAACCUGAGGAGAAGCCCAAAAAGAAGAAGCCUGCUGUGGUCAAACCUGCGGCCAAGACAAAGAAGGCCGACAGCAGCAGCAACCGCAAAAACAACACGAACACAGCAGGCGACAGUUCAGGCGGCGGCGAGCCGCUCAUCAAGAUGAUCAAGAAAGCCCGACCGACGGACAGCUGAAGGACCACGGUCCAGAGUUUGCUGAAGGAGGCGAAUCUGGAGGAGAUGACCAUGAAACAGAUCUGUCAGAGGGUGUUUGACAGCUUCCCAGACCACGACCUGAGCAGCAAAAAGGACUACAUCAAACAGACAGUCAAAUCUCUCAUCACAUGAAGAUCAGGAAGUCGUGAAACUUCACAAGAGAAGAAGAGUUCAGCACAAAGGACUGAAAAGUUUGUUUCAUUAGUUCUGUUUGUUUUCAUAAAAACAGUUUUCUACAUGAUUGUUUUUAUUAUUAUGAAUGUUUCACGUUACCUCCACAUCGUUCAUCUUUUUUAAUGCUCUCUGCUCGAGUCCAAAGCAAAGUAGGAAAAAAUUUUAACCAAUAAAAAAAGGACAAUUUUUAAAAACAAGUGGAAAAACCAACAUUUCUUCAACUUUACAAACUGUUGUGUAGUUUUCUUCAGUGAAGUCGACUUCAUACAAGAGUUUGUAUCAGAAAAUCUGAAUUAAACAACUGCUCUGUUAGAAAAUGUUUGAUUCAUUAAUUCUAUAAUUUGACUUGAUGCAUUUGGCUUCAAAUAUAAGCAGUUUUGCAGGUUACAAUAUUGGACAUUGUAAGAAUUCAUGUGUUUUUGUGUUUGUUUUAUUUAAAACACAUUUUUACAAACCUGAUCUUUGCUUUUGACUCAUUUUUAUUUUUGGAUAAAAAUGUGUGUGUUUCUUAUUAGAUUAAGUUAUUUUUGAUUUAAACAUUUGUAAUUAAUUGUCUUGAAGCUGAAAACAGUCAAACCUUUUUUAUUGUGGAUUUUGGAUUUGUUCGUUCCCUUUGGUGAUUUUCUGUCAAACAUCAUUUACACUUUUCACAUUCAUAGAUUAACAGUCGUUUACUUCCUGAAUAAAAUUCUACCUUUUUUAACAAAA
Molecule: messenger RNA, 2205 nt
Organism: Hippoglossus stenolepis (Pacific halibut)
Lineage: Eukaryota; Metazoa; Chordata; Actinopteri; Pleuronectiformes; Pleuronectidae
Gene: dek
Product: DEK proto-oncogene
Exons: 12
Biological process (GO): chromatin organization; regulation of double-strand break repair
Cellular component (GO): nucleus
Molecular function (GO): histone binding; DNA binding
Source: RefSeq, a predicted model, not a curated record